Acanthosepion pharaonis is the source of this 2097-nucleotide messenger RNA. The record is from the annotation of a GenBank genome assembly. NCBI's taxonomy places the organism in Eukaryota, Metazoa, Mollusca, Cephalopoda, Sepiida, Sepiidae.
AUGGUUACAAUUGGCAAAUACUUUGGCGAUUACCCUGCUUUGACUUGUGCUACAAAUGGAGACAAGGUGUUCAUCCACACACCACAUAAACUCAGCGAGUCUUGCAGACCACAGUCAGCAAAUGUUGGUGGAGAUGUCUCUCUGUUAAACAUUAAUCAGAAAGUUUCUUCCAUUUGUGCUGGUAACCUUAAUCCCUCACUAGACUAUGAUGUUUUAAUGGUUGGCACAGACACCAACUUGAUUGCCUAUGAUAUAGCACAAAACAUGGAUCUUUUCUAUCGAGAAACCCCAGAUGGUGCUAAUGCCAUAACUUUUGGAACCCUUGGUUCUUUCCAAGACCAACUUGCUAUUGUAGGUGGGAACUGUUCUAUACAAGGAUUUGAUUGUGAAGGCAAUGAUCAAUUCUGGACGGUCACUGGGGACAAUGUCCGUUCACUUGCCUUAGUAGACUUUGAUAAAGAUGGCCACAAAGAGUUGAUUGUUGGUUCUGAGGAUUUUGAUAUCAGAGUCUUUCGAGAGGAUGAAAUCAUAGCUGAAAUGACUGAGACUGAGACCAUUACUUGCCUCCAUCCAAUUGAUGAAUGCAAAUUUGGAUAUGCUCUAGGAAAUGGAACUAUUGGGGUCUAUGAGAGAGCUUCCAGAUCCUGGAGAAUCAAGUCCAAGAGCCAUGCAGUGUCCAUCCACAGUUUUGAUUUGAACAAUGACGGUGUCCCUGAACUUAUUACUGGCUGGAGUAAUGGCAAGAUUGAUGUCAGAAAUGAAUCCAGUGGAGAGGUUAUAUUCAGAGACAAUUUUAACAGUUCUGUGGCUGGCAUUGUUCAGGGAGCCUACACACAGCCUGGGAAUGACCAACUCAUCUGUUGUUCUGUUGAAGGAGAAGUGCGAGGCUAUAACUCCUUAACUCCUCAAAAGGGUCAGACUUUGAUGGAUAUCAAUGUUGAACAAGAAAUGAUUCGGGAACUUACCCAAAAGAAACAGACACUCUUGAUGGAGCUGAAGAAUUAUCAAGACAACUUGUCACAAUCUCAAAAACCACUCACUGAAGAAUUUGAUAAGCCUGGUUCCUUGAUUCCAGUCAACACACAAGUCGAGACAGAAUUGAGCGUUCAGCCAGAAACACAGGAAUCUCCUGCACAUGUACUUCUUACAAUCUCCACCAACAAUGAUACAAUCAUUCGAGCUGUUACCAUUUUUGCUGAAGGAAUUUUUGAUGGAGAAAGCCAUGUGAUACAUCCAAACGCCAACAGACUUUCUUCCUCUUUAAAGAUGCCACUUAUUUUGCCCAAGGAUACACCAGUAGAUGCACAUGUUAAAGUUUUAGUUGGUUACAAGAACUGUGUCCAUUACCAUGUGUUUGAGAUCAAUCGUUUUGUACCCAGAUUCUCUAUGUACAUCUUAUGCUCACAGCUGCCAGUUCCCGAACCAGAAGGUUAUGUCAAAUUCACUAUCAAUGACAGAGUUCAAAGGGUAUGCAUUUGGAUCAAUCAAAACUUCUUGUUAAAAGAACUGUUACAGGCUGGAAAUAACCUUCACCUCUCUUUUAUGUCAAUGCGUAAUCAAACACCCCUCCUGUUUAAAAUGGACCAAUUCAAACAGGUCAUUAUCCAAACCGAUGACCUCGAUGUGGCAGGAAAUAUUGUCCAGUCUUUGGCCACUUAUCUCAAGAUUGAGGACCUCAAUGUUGCUGCACAUUUCCCUGAGGAAUUGAAAUCCUUAAAUGCACUCAUUGAAAAAGUGGAUGGUUUAAAUAGCAUGAGACAAACUCUAACUGCUGGCAUUGCUGACCAUUCCAAUCUCAUUCGGAGCAUGGUUGUUCGUGCUGAAGAUACACGUCUCAUUGGAGACAUCAAAGCAAUGAAACAAGGUUAUACAGAGUUGUACCACUUGAACCAAGAUUUGCUGAGGGAUUACAACAUCCGCUGCAAUAAUCACACAGAACUUGUGUCUUGCCUUAAACAAGUUAACCUUGUCAUCCAGAAGGCAUCCCGUCUCCGAGUUGGCAAAUAUAAAACACAAGUGGUAACAGCUUGCAGAGCGGCAAUCAAAAACAACAAUAUCAGUGCUUUGGUUAAAAUUAUCACAACAGGUGCUUCAUAG